This is a messenger RNA of Nymphaea colorata (pocket water lily), 1750 nucleotides long. Its product is annotated as patatin-like protein 2. NCBI's taxonomy places the organism in Eukaryota, Viridiplantae, Streptophyta, Magnoliopsida, Nymphaeales, Nymphaeaceae. Gene Ontology annotation, biological process: lipid metabolic process. The record is from RefSeq and is a predicted model, not a curated record. The transcript has 7 exons. Gene Ontology annotation, molecular function: monoacylglycerol lipase activity; glycerophospholipase activity. Bases 326 to 1324 code for a protein of 332 amino acids.
GGUUGCACCUCCCAUCUCAAUACCGUUAUUGUUCACAUCAAAUCUGCUUCCAAUAUUGUUUUAGUCCAGACUCCAAACUGCAGAUCUUGUGCUUCCAGCUUUGCUCGUACUUGUUUGUCCUCUCUCUCUCUCUCUCUCUCUCUCUCUCUCUCUCUCUCUCGCUCUCCAUGGCAGCGGUUACGCCCAGCAAGCCACCAACUUCUGCUAUUCUCAUCACCAUUCUAAGCAUUGAUGGGGGUGGAAUCAGGGGGAUCAUCCCAGCGACGAUCCUCAGCUUCCUUGAGCUACGACUUCAGGGACAAGCACAGGUGGCCUUGUGACCGCCAUGCUCACUGCACCUGGUCCAGACAACCGACCGCUUUAUGCAGCCAAGGAUAUCGUUCCUUUCUAUCUGCAGAAUUGCCCCAAUAUCUUCCCUCAGUCUAGUGGCCUAUGGAGCAACAUCAAGAAGCUCAUCUGUGCAAUAACAGGACCAAAAUAUGAUGGCCAAUACCUCCACGAGCUGAUCAGGAGCCAGCUUGGAGAUACCAAGUUGCACCAAACGCUGACUAAUGUGGUUAUCCCAACGUUUGAUAUCAGACUUCUUCAGCCUACCAUCUUCUCUUCGUAUCAGCUGAAGAGCGACCCUUCUAAAGAUGCACUGCUGUCUGAUAUAUGCAUCAGCACGUCUGCUGCUCCCACUUACUUCCCUGCCCACCAUUUUGAAACCAAAAAUGGAAAGGGAGAGACCCUUAGGAGCUUUGAUCUUGUUGAUGGAGGCGUUGCCGCUAAUAAUCCGACCUUGGUGGCAUUGAGUGAAGUUUCCCGAGAAAUGGUAAGAGAGAAUCCGGAUUUUUUCACGGCACAACCCAACAAGGAAAGGUAUUUGGUCAUCUCUCUUGGGACGGGAUCUGCCAAGAAUGAGGAAAAAUAUAGUGCUGCAUCAGCUGCAAGAUGGGGUGCAAUGAGAUGGCUGUUGAAUGGCAGGUGCAGCCCUUUAAUCGAAACAUUCGUUCAAUCAAGCGCUGACAUGGUUGAUUUCCACCUCUCCAUGGCCUUCCAAACACUUGGUUCACAAAAAAACUAUCUGCGAAUCCAGGAUGACAAUUUAAGGGGAGAUGCAACAUCUGUUGACAUAUCAACCGAGGAAAACCUAGUCAACUUGGUAAAGGCUGGAGAAGCCCUCCUGGAGAAGCCAGUUUCACGUGUGAACUUGGAGACUGGUGUGUUUGAGCCCAUAAAGGGUGAAGGCACCAACAAAGAUGCACUAACAAGGUUUGCAGAGAAACUGUCAAAAGAAAGGAAGAGUCGCCUCAUGGUGGGAUCAACAAGUGAAACAUAUUAGACUGGAAAACCACACCGGAAACACAUCUGAUCUCGGCCUACGAUUCUUCGAGGCUGAGAGACUUGCUUUGUAUUUGCUUUGGAGUAUUAUUCUUCUGAACUUUCCAAUUGUUUAAUCUAGUGGGUUCAAAUUUUUGUCAUCAUCAACUGAAAGUCGUUGGCUAUAGUGAAAAAUAUUCUCGUUCAAUACCUACACUCCGGAUUCAUCUUUUCUCAUAUUAAACCAACUGAGAAGUUUCCGUAGUUAUCUUUUGAUCUGCUGAACAGCUGAGGAUGAGAAAUGAUGAAGAAGCUCCAAAUCAUUAGAAAACGAGAAAAAAGAAAUAAACAAGGAGUGGUAGGUUUCGUAGUCAUUGAGAAACGAAAGGGAUGAGAUGGGCUAAGAGGUCAAGUCCCAUACGAUUUUGGUUGCCAGUCGGACGUUCUU